GUGGAGUGUAGGCACCAUCACCAGAAAGACGUGGUUCUGACAGGCAGAAAAUUUUACUAUCUACCAAAAUGAAGCUGCUGGUGCUGCUGCUGUGUUUGGGACUGACCCUAGUCUGUGUCCAUGCAGAAGAAGCUAGUUCUAUGGAAAGGAACUUUAAUGUAGAAAAGAUUAAUGGGGAAUGGUAUACUAUUAUGCUGGCCACUGACAAAAGAGAAAAGAUAGAAGAACAUGGCAGCAUGAGAGUUUUUGUCGAGUACAUCCAUGUCUUGGAGAAUUCCUUAGCUCUUAAAUUCCAUAUUAUUAUAAAUGAGGAGUGCUCUGAAAUAUUUUUGGUUGCUGACAAAACAGAAAAGGCUGGUGAAUAUUCUGUAACGUAUGAUGGAUCGAAUACAUUUACUAUACUUAAGACAGACUAUGAUAAUUAUAUUAUGAUUCAUCUCAUUAACAAAAAGGAUGGAGAAACCUUCCAGCUGAUGGAGCUCUAUGGCCGAGAACCAGAUUUGAGUUCAGACAUCAAGGAAAAGUUUGCACAACUAAGCGAGGAGCAUGGAAUCGUUAGAGAAAAUAUCAUUGACCUAACCAAUGCCAAUCGCUGCCUUGAGGCCCGAGAAUGAAGAAUGGCCUGAGCCUCCAGUGUUGAGUGGAGACUUCUCACCAGGACUCCAGGAUCAGUCCUUCCUAUCCAUACAGCAUCCAGUAAGAAGUUCUGUGAUCUGCUUUCCAUCGUGUCUUACAGAGAAGUGCAAUCCCUGUCUCUCCAGCAUGUUACUAGGAUAACUCAUCAAGAAUCAAAGUCUUUCUUUAAAUUUCUCUUUGACAUACCCAUGACAAUUCUCCAUGAAUUUCUUCCUCUUCCUGUUCAAUAAAUGAUUACACUUGCACUUAAA
Mus musculus (house mouse) is the source of this 887-nucleotide messenger RNA. It is a transcript of the gene Mup20, whose product is annotated as major urinary protein 20. The transcript is spliced from 7 exons. Lineage: Eukaryota; Metazoa; Chordata; Mammalia; Rodentia; Muridae. Gene Ontology annotation, molecular function: small molecule binding. Bases 69 to 614 code for a protein of 181 amino acids. Gene Ontology annotation, biological process: signal transduction. The record is from RefSeq and is marked validated. Gene Ontology annotation, cellular component: extracellular region.